Molecule: messenger RNA, 4134 nt
Organism: Owenia fusiformis
Lineage: Eukaryota; Metazoa; Annelida; Polychaeta; Sabellida; Oweniidae
Source: the annotation of a GenBank genome assembly
UUCCCGAUGGUAUGUUUGUAUAUAUAAAGUAGAUUUUCAAAUAGUAUUUCAUCUUUGCUGGAAUAUGGAUUUAUUUAUCUUGCGUUUUGUCGUUGUGGCCCUAGUCUACAAAAAUGUGGGAGGUCAAUCAGUGGCCAUAUGCAAUGGAAUUCAAGAUAUAAUUCACUUAACGAGCUCCUACAAAACUAAAACAAUGGCUGACUUAGUUAAAAACUUAAAUGAUAUUUAUAAAGACAUACUCGGAGAGAGUAAAACUGACGACACGUUGACCUCUGUAGAAAAGAGGUCACUUAAAGCAAUUCUUAAAAGUCUAAAGCCUAUGCCAAAGCAGAUAAAACUUAUCCAAAAGGGAAUAGCGGCAACGAGUUCAGGCUCACCCCGCAUCAAAUCAAAGUACAUAGAAUUGGACCAAAAUAAUUACAUCAGAAUAUUAGGAGACAAUCUAAUGAGACAAGCCGAUGACUAUUUGGUCUCGUUUGAUUCACUAACAUGGGAACAAAAAAGAUCGCAAAUUGAUACUUUGUCCUCACUUGGUAAAAGAUGGGGUAAAGAUAUAGCCAGUGCACUAAAAAAACGUGUUGAUGGUUCGGAAAAGACGACAUUGACCUCUCUAAAUAAGAUUUUUAAGCCUUUUAAUAAACAACUGCUUAAAGUGUCUAAGGUAUUUUCUAAAAUAGAAUCGAUGUUAAAGUCACUUCUGAAGAAAGCAAAUGAUUUCAAAGACGGUUAUGAAUGUGAAAACGCAGUCAUAGAUACCACUACUGUACAACCAACCACUCGUCGAACUACUAGAAGACCAACGACGCGAAGACCUACCACACCAAGACGGGCAACACCGAGACCAACGACGACGAGGCGGACAACACCAAGACGAACAACACCGAGACCAACGACGACGAGGCGAACGACACUGCCACCAACAGCAACAACAAAACAAGGACCACUAGAAUGUCCAACUAAUUUUGAUCCAGUUUGUAGUGAAACUGCAAAUGGCGUUCAGUGCUCCUGCCGUUGCGCAUCAUGUGAACUCGAAGAUUCUGCAGAAUGCCGAGUAUGGGGUGCUUCUCACUAUAUAACAUUCGAUGGCCACAUUUACGAUGUCCAGACUGGCUGCUACCAACGUUUAGCUUAUUUUUACUUUAAUGACCAAAUCAAUUCCAUCUUCGAAGUCAUUGCUCACAUUUCAACAGGGGACGAUGAGUUGGCAGGAGAGCCGGAAUGGCCUGGUUAUGUUUCCUAUAUACAAAGGGUGGAAUUUCAAUUGGGUGAAUAUGAGUACGAGAUAGAAAGAGACAGAAGAGUCUCUGAUUCGUCCGGAGAAUAUUUAACACUUCCUUACUACGAAGAGAAUGAAUUUGUUCCUGGUGAAGGACCUUGGACGAUAAGCUUUGAAGAAAAGGAUGAAACAGUCAUAAUAACCGUAUUGCCCGUUGGCCUUCAACUGUCGUUUAACGGAAGGGGUACAGGUAGAGUUCAUAUUAAGAUUCCUCGGAGCUUCAAAAGCUCGAAAGAUGUGGAUGGAAUGUGCGGAAACUUUAACGGUGAUCCCGACGAUGACUUCUGGGAAGAUAUAAGGGAUUAUGUUAACCCAGGAAGAAUAUUUGCAAUGAUCCAUGGUGGUUGUGGUGUUUUGUUAGCUGAUAAAGAGGAAGAUUGGAACGAUGACUGCGACUGUCCGGGAACAGACAAUUGGGAUAUCCCUUGGAAUAAUCCAGAUCAUAAAUUCGACGCUGGUGCUUUUAUGACAGCGCGGAUGGCAUGUAACCUGUACGACCUAUGCUUUGGUAAAAGAAUCGACCACAAACAAUUCAAAACAAGAAGUUGUGUUAUGGAUAUAUACAGUGCACCGACGGUAGAUACAAAAUGCGAAGCAAGGGCUGAUGUUGCAAAGGCGUGUGGAAAAACAAUGAAGCAUUGUCAUAUAGAAGGAAGCUGUAUCGGUAGCAUAUGUUAUAAUGGAGGCUGGCACAAAAGAUAUUACAAUGGCAAGAAAACAGUAUGCGGAUGCAGUUGUGCGCCUGGAUAUACUGGAAGCGAUUGUUCCAGAAAGAAGGGUGAGAACGAAGAUAUGGUGAUGUGUCGAGGAUGGGGAGACGUUCAUUAUAUAACAUUCGACAAGAGGAAAUACGACAUGCAGGGUGACUGUAAAUACUAUCUCGUAAAGCCCACUACAAAAAUGCUGAAAAGUGAGCUAAAAUUUAGCAUCCAGGCCAAAAACAAAAAAUCACACGUUGGUGCGACAGUUUCUACCACCGAUUAUGUUGAGCUUCACUUGACUAAAGACGUCUUCAGAAUCGGCCAGGGUAAAAUUGUAACGUGGAACGGGAAAAGGUUAAACCUGGAUAGGCCAAUUCAGUUGACAGACUACUACACAUAUCACUUGGUACGGAUUGAGGAAGUGAAGGCGUGUCUUUACGGCGGAUGUGAUCGACCCUCAGACUUAUAUAAAGAUUUCAUUGAGAUCAGCGUCCCAACAUUGAGACUACGUCUAAUUUUUGACGGCGACCAAGAGGUUCAAGUUCAUUUAGACAGUGAAGCGUGGGGUGGGGAACUAGAAGGACUGUGUCAGAAUCUUAAUGCAGAUAGACACGAUGAUCUAACGACAUGUGGUUUCAGGAAGAAAGAUGUAUCUAACCUACCUAAUUAUGGCACAUUGAUAGGAAACAGUUGUCAAGUCGCUAAUCACAGAUGUAAAGCAGAGACAAAUAGUGACACGCCUCCAAUACCAGAUAACACAUUAGUGGCUAAAGCCAGCGAUCAGUGUAAUGCAGCAUGUGACCAAGGUCAAGAUCCACCAUGUUUUGGAGAAGUUUGCAGUGCAGAAACAGAUCAGAGAGACAUGAUUAUAGAGUCAUGUAUAGUUGACUAUUAUCACAUGAUAGAUGAUAGAUGUACAGUUCUUGGCCAGGUGGCGGCCAAAUGUGGAGUACCAAAAGCAGCGUUUCAAUGCGACUCGGUGGAAGAGACUUGUCUCAAUGGGAUAUAUGACGAACUACCAGAUGGUACACGGUAUUGUAGAUGUAAAACUGGUUUCAAUGGAGCCGGAUGUUCACUACGGGAUGAGUGUGGCUGUGGCGAUGGGGGAGUGUGUAAUUGUGAAGCAGACACAUGUAAAUGCGAAUGCCAUCCAUUGUUUACAGGCCAAAAUUGUGAUACAAGAAAAGAGCUUCCAUCCACUCCAUAUGAUACUUCUAGAAAUAUUGGUGGACGAUGGUGCACAAUAGUAGGUGACCCGUAUUACCAAACAUUCGAUGGCGCAGAGUUUAAUUUUCAAGGUCACUGCCUGUACAGCAUGUCAGAGGAAGUUGUUCCCGAAGGAUUGGAUCCUUUGUUCACUAUAUCAGUUCGUAAUGCGAUAAGAGGAUUUGGCGGAAUUGAAGGAGUUUCAUGGCCAUCAUAUUAUAUAUUGUGAUACGAAUCUUAAACAAGGUCGACAUAUUUAUUGGACAAAUGGGCAUUGUUACUGUUGAUGAUUCUAUUGAUGUUCGGAUAGUUGACAUUGUAAACCAAGAAAUUACGCGGAUAACUCAGAUUACAAAUUUGCCAAAGACAAUAUUAAUAGGGACCAUACAAGGAACGAACACAGCCGUCACUGCUGAAAUAGCUCAUGAGAAUUAUCGCAGUGUUACUGUAGAAAUAGUUCCGAUGGCAAUAAAAAUACAGUUUAAAUCUGCCUUUGAAGCAAGAAUAUACCUAGAUGAAUAUUGGAAAGGGAAAGUCAAGGGUAUGUGUGGCAACUACAAUGGUGUUGUUGAUGACGAUUACGUUACCAAGAAAGGCACCAGGGUUAAAACCAAAGACAACAAAGGAACAUUGAUUGGUACAAGCUGGAAGAAUACUGAGUCACUACCAUUAUAUGAUGAAGAUUCUGAUGCUUGUAUAGAUAACAAUUUGCCAGAUUUGCCAAGACUUGAUGAGAUCAACAAAGCGUUGUUUGAUGAAGCAUCAGCCCAUUGUAGAGCCCUAUGUCCGAACAUAUUGGAGUUCAGAUAUAGCGCAUGUGUUGCCGGUUAUUUCAACACUCAGAAUGACAAAAGGAUGCAGUGCGAAGUAUUGCUGAAUGCGCUCGACACUACGCCAUGUUCGAACAUUCCAGAAGAAUGUGAAAAAUAUGCGCGAGUAUACAGAAAAUAA